Acanthosepion pharaonis is the source of this 1812-nucleotide messenger RNA. The record is from the annotation of a GenBank genome assembly. NCBI's taxonomy places the organism in Eukaryota, Metazoa, Mollusca, Cephalopoda, Sepiida, Sepiidae.
AUGGAAGAAAUGAGCACUCCUCCGAGGUCAAGACCUAGUCUUGUUGAAGCUGCAUUUUCAAAUAGGUUGCACCAGGCAGAAAAAAAAUCAAGAUCACCCUUAACCAGCAGCCCGGCCGGACAGAGAUUGUCAGUUGCAGCAUUUCCCGUAAGUCCUGUCGUCAGCAACAAUCAGGAGAAUGAGAGCCCUGACUGUUUAUUUAACAGGCAUGGCUUGGGGAUUUUGUAUCCAGAAACUCCGAAAACCUAUCGAACUGUUUCAUAUCUCGAGAGAGAAAGGAAUUGCUUUUCUAUAAAAAGUCGUUCCUCUCCAAGUGAAGCUUCUCCGAAAGAAAGUCCUAUGUGCAGUAAUAUAACAUCAGAUUUAGAACUAGAUCAACUCUUGGAUGAUGUUAAAGAUCAUUCUCAAAUGAGUCCUGGUAUUCCUUAUGAGGAUGAUGAUAAUGCCAAUGACAGUGAUGAUUAUGAUAAUGAUGUCAUUCAGCUACGGAAGAGAUCACGUCUUUCCUGGAGUGAUGAAAAUCUUAACCGUCAUUCUGAAAAUGCAUCAAACUACUGGGUAGCCGAGAGUUCUUUAAAAAGAAGUCCCCGUAGCACUAGCGAACUUCAGCUCUCACAGGCAGCAACCACUACAAAGACUGGCAGACGUCGUAUGAACAAUGUAACAUUUAAUUUUUCGAGUAGUGCAAGCAAUGCGCCGUCAAAACAAAGGUCUACCCUGAAGGGAAUAUUGAAAAAAGCAAAUUUGACAACCCAGUAUAAUACUGAUGGCAUAUCAAAUGGACAUUUGAAAACGUCUGUCUCCAAGACUCCUUAUUCCCAGGGACCUCAACAUCGUUCUUCAGAAGACCUUUUUUUGGAAAUCUCACAACAGGAUUUCUUUGAUCCACCCAGUAUACGUGGUUCGAAUGCAGCGAAACAUCUACUUGAAUCCAGGAUGGGCAAAAGAUGGUCAUCGUAUGACUCUCUGCAUUCAAAGAAUUCACAAUCUGCACUGCAGAGAGAUUUUAGCGAAUUGGAUUCUGAUGCCAUAAUAAAACGCCCAUCUGUCAACCCUGAUGAUAUUAAUUUCAGCUUCACUGAUCAGAUGAACAGCAGUUCAAAAACGCAGCAACAAAGUCAGCAGAAUAAAACAUAUUCUACAGAAUUCAGUAACAUAAGGAACCAUGCUGCAUUUCGUCACUUCAUGCUGGACAAUUCCAUGGAGAACUCUCCAGAAGCAAGACCAUUAUUCGGAGAUCCCAAUGACUCAAGAUGGUCUUUUACUCCCUACAAUUUCUAUUUGGAAACACUGUCCAAACAACUGAACGAACAAAACAGAUCCCCAGAACAUGCAAAUCCAGAUAACUCUUUCUCUUCUGCAGACGCUAUUAAAUCCACUACAAAAGAUAUUACUGUUACUGAUAUAAACAAUGACCCCCAAAUCGAAGAUUCAGCAAUUCCUAUGAAUUUUCCCCUGGCUAAAGAUGAUGACAAAUCUACCCCUGCAAAAAGUGGUCCAUUGCCAAAUUCUGCAGAAGCGGCUGGUAAUCAGAAGUUCAGCAGUGUUUUGUCACCUGACCAGGUGCAGUUUUCCCCAACAACUGAGGCCGACCGUAAAGCUAUUGUGCGGAACUUAUGUUCAGUGUUUGAGAACAGCGACAUUUCCCUUGAUGGAUCAGAACCUGGAUCUGCAAAAAAAUCAAGGUCCUGGUAUGAUCUAGACAAAACUCCUCCUGCCCAACUAACGGAUGAACAGAGAAAUUAUGCCAACACAUUAAUUGAGAAGUAUACAAGAUUGCCUACAGACAGAUCCCAAAACUUAGCUACAUGA